Messenger RNA from Chrysoperla carnea, 1653 nucleotides. RefSeq lists its product as uncharacterized. Bases 1 to 1653 code for a protein of 550 amino acids. The record is from RefSeq and is a predicted model, not a curated record. Lineage: Eukaryota; Metazoa; Arthropoda; Insecta; Neuroptera; Chrysopidae. The transcript is spliced from 5 exons.
AUGACUGUGAAUAACUCUGAUGAUAAUUUAAGCUGCCCAAGUAGUCCUAAAAAUACUUUAACUAUACCUAAUUUAAAUACACAUGAAGAUAAUCCAUCAACACAAGACGUAAUUCAAUCAAAUACUACAGAAGUUGAUAAUAAUCACAAUAAUGAUAAUAAAGAAAAUGUGCAAUUAUCAACUGAGGAUAAUAUAAAAAACAACAAUAUGAUAAAUCCUUUGGAUAUUGAGACUACAAUAAAAACAGAAAAUGAACGUAAUCUACAAAUACUUGAUAAUGAUAUUGAAAAUACAUCAGAUAAUGUGAAUAACUUUCAAAAUAAUUCUAAUUUAGAUAAUAAUAAUAUUACAUCAUCAGCUGAACAGCAUGAUAUGUUUUUUCAAAAUAAUUGUACGAUAAUAAAUAUUGAAGAGUCACCACCGGAUAUUAAAAAUACAAUAAUUGAUGAAUUAAACUUAGAAUUUGAUGCAAAUUUGAACAUUUCAACAAAUUCAUUACUAUAUACCACCGAAAGUGAUAAUGCAAGCUCACCAAUUCAAACAAGCACUGACAAUAUUAUGUCAUCCGAUAUUAUAUCAAAUAAUUCAGAUUCACCAAAAAGUUUUAUAAAAAAUAACAAUGAAACAACCACAUCAUCACCAAAACCCACAACAGCAUUUGUUGUAAAAAAUUUCAAAACUGAAUUAUACGAACCAAAAGUAUAUCGUAAUAAUAUUGUUGAAUUCACUGAGAAAAAAUUAGAUUAUCCACGUGAUAAUUAUCAAUCCAUAUUAGAUUCACCUCCAGAUGAUGACAAUAUACCAAAUAAAUCAUAUUUAAAAGAUUUUUGUUAUGAUAAUGAAUCAACUACAAGUGACUAUGUAACCGAUACAGUUUUAGGUAUAUUUGAGAAUAUAUCGGUAGCUGGAGUAUUAAGUGAUGAUCAUAAAGAUAUAUCAGAAUUGGAAAAAACGCAUUUAACAAAUUUAUUAGAUGGUUUUAAUGCAAGUUGCCUUAAUGAAUCAUAUGAAAGUUCACCAGUACAUCAAACAGAUACAAUGCGUAAAAAUACACGUAAAUUAAAGAAUCGAAAUAAGAGUCAUCAUGGUGUUAAAACAUUACAAUCAAUAUUUCGUUCAAAUGAUUAUUUAUCCAGUGAUAUAUCAAGUGCUAAUUCAGAUUUUAACGAUGAUCCAAACGAUUUAAAAACAACAACUCAAUCGAAUACAAAAAUUGAAACAUUUGCUAAAACCGAAGUUCAAUUACCAAAUUUAAAAAUUAUCAAUAGUGUGCAAAAGACACGUGAAAAAAGUCCAAAGUUAAUCAAUCAGGAUACGACUUCUAAAACUCAGAUUGAAAAACAUAAAGAAAUUCAACAACCUCAAAAAGAGAAAGAUACUAUUGAAGGUUGUACCAAUUUUGUCGAAGGAUUUUUAAAUAGUACUACAGAGACACGAUUAAAUCAUCAAAUCAGCCAAGAGAGUGAAUGUUCUGAUGAGAAUCCUGUGGAACUUGUUCAAUAUGGACAUACAAAAAAUACUGAUCCCAUUUACAUUGACGAAAAGAAAUUAAAAGAGAACAAAGAAAAAUUACUUGAACGGUAUGUUCGUGCAAAUCAAAAUUUGUUAAAUAUUGAAGGUAAUGGUGACCCCGAUUUUGGUACUCCUGUCUAA